Messenger RNA from Lingula anatina, 672 nucleotides. Its product is annotated as UDP-glucuronosyltransferase 1-5-like. The record is from RefSeq and is a predicted model, not a curated record. NCBI's taxonomy places the organism in Eukaryota, Metazoa, Brachiopoda, Lingulata, Lingulida, Lingulidae.
AUGCCUGAACUACAAAUCAACAAAGGAGGAGAAUUGGACCUGAAUAGAUCACUUCAUUACAUCGAGAAAGAUGUGAUGCCAUUUAUGAGGCAAGUAGAUGAGAUGGACUUUACACUUUGCGAGGUUCUUUUAAGUAGCAGCAACCUUUUGGACAGGCUAAGAGACGGAAAGUUUGAUCUGUUAUUCUUUGACUUUGGCAACGUUGGCUCAGGUCCAAUUAUAAAUGAAUACCUUGGCAUUCCAUCCAUUUCGUAUUCUAAUUAUGGGUUUAUGGAAACUUGGACUAUAUUCAAACAAUCGACGUUUUAUUCUUUUACGCCAGGUGUUUUCAGCCCUUUUUCAGAUAAUAUGACAUUUUGGGAAAGAGUGCAAAAUACAGACAUGCUUCUGGAUAUGGAAAAAUGGGCCGGCGGUAGAAUAGAUCAUAUUGAAAAAAUGAAGGCCAAGUACCUUCCAAACAACAACUGGCCAUAUGCUAAGCACUCAUAUGAACGAGUGUCUCUAAUGAUUGCCGCCAAUGUCAAUUUUGCGUUUGACUACCCGAGAUCUGUCAUGCCGCACGUGAUACCAAUUUCUGGACUUCUUUGGACACCGCCUAAGCCGUUAUCAAAAAGUAUGAAAUAUGACACAAUGGAACUCUUCACUUUCAGUCUCAUGCUGCUUACAAUCUGA